Molecule: messenger RNA, 3651 nt
Organism: Coregonus clupeaformis (lake whitefish)
Lineage: Eukaryota; Metazoa; Chordata; Actinopteri; Salmoniformes; Salmonidae
Product: epsin-3
Exons: 13
Coding region: 104-1912 (602 amino acids)
Biological process (GO): endocytosis
Cellular component (GO): endosome; plasma membrane; clathrin vesicle coat
Molecular function (GO): phospholipid binding; clathrin binding
Source: RefSeq, a predicted model, not a curated record
CAUCCCUCCUUAACUCUACCUGUGAGAAGAACGCUAGUGGGCGGGCCCACUGUUUGAUUCCGUUACCCACUACUUAACACCUGUGAAACACCGACCAAUCACCAUGCAGACGUCAUCGCUCCGCCGCCAGGUGAAGAACAUGGUCAACCAAUACUCAGAGGCAGAGAUCAAGGUCCGCGAGGCGACCUCCAACGACCCGUGGGGUCCCCCCUCCUCUCUGAUGUCAGAGAUCGCUGACCUGACCUUCAACGUGGUUGCGUUCACUGAAGUCAUGGGCAUGAUCUGGAAACGCCUCAAUGACAGCGGGAAGAACUGGAGACACGUCUACAAGGCCCUGACGCUACUCGACUACCUGAUCAAAACGGGCUCGGAACGCGUGGCGCAGCAGUGCAGGGAGAACGUCUACACCAUACAGACCCUACGGGACUUCCAGUUCACAGACCGAGAUGGCAGGGAUCAGGGGGUCAACGUUAGGGAGAAGGCCAAGCAGAUGGUGGCCCUGAUGAGGGAUGAGGAGAGGCUGAAGCAGGAGAGGACCCUGGCCCAGAAGACCAAGGAGAGGAUGGCUGGAGCAGCCGCAGGGUCAGGGAUGGGCUCUGGCUCUCUGCCUCCACCGUACCCAGGCCGCCGCACCAGCCAGCCCAGCAUGACUGCUCUCUACGGGGAUGACUUCAGCCGGUCCAGGGAGUCCAAUUCCUCUUUCAAUUCCACCUCUUCCUCCCCUCGCCGUGCCGCAUCAGACAUGGAGCAGGCCCGCCCCCAGACCAGCGGGGAGGAGGAGCUACAACUGCAGCUGGCUCUGGCCAUGAGCCGAGAGGAAAGUGAAAAGCCGGCCCCGCCUCCUCCGGUUGCCUUGGAUAUGGAUGAAGAGACACAGCUCCGGAUCGCCCUGAGCCUGAGCAAAGAGGAGCACCAGCAGGAGCAACGGAGUCGCCAAGGAGACGAGUCGUUGCUCCAGAAAGCUCUGGAGGAGAGCAAACGGGAGGCGGCCUCUGGUGGAAUUGGGUCUGCCAUGAUGGACCUGGUGGAGGUGUUUGCUGUGUCGUCUGAGGUGCCUCCUAGUUCUAGCGCCAACCCCUGGGACCUGCCAGGGGGAACAUCCGCACCCCUCUCCACCACCCCCUCCCCCAGGCCCAGGCUGCUGCUGGGGCUGGUCACCUGCCUGGGGCUGGGGCAGCCUCCGACCCCUGGGACUCACUGGACGUUGGAGGCUCGCUCCACUCCCCCUGUGAUAGAGUCUACCUGGAUGGUUCCUCCCACCUCCAGUAGCUCCGCCCCUCUUUGGGAGCGUAGCCGGUCCCCUCCGGACCCCUGGGAGAACCCGGGGGUAGCAGACCCAUUCUCUGUCCCAGCUGCUCUUCGAACUGGCAGCCCUACAGAUGGUGACCUGUUUGACGAGGCGAUGGACGGAGGUCAUUUCAGCCUGAACAGUCGUGGUGAGGGUGAGGGCAGCCCGGAGCUGUUUGAUCUGUCUCGUUUAGGGGACAGUCUGGGGGUCCCCAGCCCUCGGACCUGCCGGACCCCUGAAUCCUUCCUGGGGCCCACAGGGGCCUCCCUGGUCAAUCUGGACAGCCUGAUACCAGCCAACCCCCCAGCCAAAACCAAGAACCCCUUCCUCUCAGGUCUGAGUGCUCCAUCUCCCCUCAACCCGUUCCAGAGUGAACAGCCUCGUCUCACUCUGAAUCAGAUGCGUCCCAGCUCCACGUCCCCCGUCCCCCCCUCCGGUCCUCCCUCCCUGCCCUACAGUGCUUCUCUGCCCCUGCCCUCCAGCCACCAGCCGGCCAGCCUUCCCUCUUCCCUCACCCAGCCCACCCAGGGAGCCCUGGACAUACCUGGGCUGCCACAGCCCCUGCUACCCCUCUCCUCCGUCUCGUCUCUGGGAGACCAGCACAGUCAGAACCCCUUCCUAUGAUGCCUGUCUAGCUGAACUGGACAGAACCCCGUAACAGGGAAGAUGGACCAACACCAAUGUCUGCCAUGCGCAGUAGAUCACCUGCUUGGGUGUCCACGAGCGGUGACGAUUCAACGCUUGGGAAUCGUCGAGAAAUUAAUAGGAAAAUGACGGCGGAUGUUUUGCGGUCAGAUUUGAUAGGACCGCCACCCGCUGCGCACGGCCGACAUGCAUGUUGGUCUGUCUGCCUUCUAACUCUGCUGGAUGUAAAAGAGGGGAUAGACAGAACUCUUAUCAGGUUAUAUUCUGUCAAUCUAACCUCAAGACUCAACAACUGGAAUUCAGACUGAACUCAAAUCCCUUCAGUUGUUAUUUUGUUGUUGUUUUUCUACGGGCUUUAUAGGACUGUAACCCUUAGACUGCUGCCUCUGCUAGGAUCUGCUCUACGCUUUCACCACAACCUGUCUUGAUGUUCCUCUCUGCUGAAGGGAGGGAUGGAGGAGGAAGGAGAGGUAGAAAGAGAGAGAACAGAACUUGUUUAGGUCUAUAGUAACCUGAUCCUAACUCAUGACAGAUACUGUACAUACAGGCCUAUGUUCAAGCUCAUCCUUCGCUAUAGUAAGCGCAGUGGGUGAAGACAUAUUGAUGCUAAAGUACUUAGCAAUACUUUACAGAGUGAGUAUGUAAGCACUAACCUAUUCUCAGAUCUGUUCGUGCCCUCUUUCCAACUAUGGUCAUUGGCUAUACAACACAAACAGAUCUGGGACCAGGUUAGUUAACUGCUUUUCCAACUGCUUCCUAUCUAGUCACAUGCCCCGCCCACUCUGCUGCAUACUUUAGUUUGAUUGGCUCCUCACUGUUACUCCUGAUCCAGCACUGAACUGAUUGUACACCAGAUAUGCCUGCUUAUCUCUCCGACCGACGGACCACAAUGCACUGGGACAGGACGCCCACUGUUCCGCCGCACUGCUCUAUGCUGAUUGGUUGGUCCGCUCUCUGGAUUGCUUUCAUUGGUCGGCUCUUUCUCUCCUAUUAUGUCUCCCAUGAUGCCCUAGGGGAUAACUCGGACAAGUCUUUUCAGGAGGAUGUAACGUUACAGAACGCUCAGAUAGAAAUGUAUCAUAUAGAACAGAUAUGAUUGUCUGCCAGAUAGAAUAGGGGAAGUGUGUCGGCUCUAUUCAAUCUAUUUCUAUCUGCAAACGUUCAGUAUGUUUCCCAGCACAGACUGCAACUCUUGCUUUCUGAGAAUGGACAGAGAACAUGCCACACCGGUGAUGAGACGCCAGACAACCCACAUCCAUAUAAUGACCACUCAGUUUUAAGUUUCCUUUUUGUUGCAUUAGGCCUAGUAAGACCCACUCAGAGCGAGUUAUUGUGUAAUGGUGGUUUUCUGUUGGAAUGGAACAGUGUUGAUGGUGAGAAAGAUUCUAAUGUAGUUUGAUUGCAUUAUAGUGGACUGGAGUGGGAUUCCUUUGGGGGAUAACUGAAUGAAAUCUGCUUUUCAAGGGACCGGAAUAACUGCAGGAUUCACUACAGGGGUAAAUCCUAACGCUCUCGCUUCAAGUUGAAUUUUGCAUUGAUGUCAAUGGGAGAAGUGGAAAUUCAAUUGCAGUGGAAGUUAGAAUUCGACCCUAUGAGCAAGGCAACAUAUUAGAAGAAUGUUGAAUUGAAAUCAUUAUUUUUUUUCCUUCUCAUUGCUUGUGAAACACUGAUUGUCAUCAUCAAAUAUAAGGGUAUAAUUAACUAAUAACAACACCUUG